Durusdinium trenchii is the source of this 1314-nucleotide messenger RNA. NCBI's taxonomy places the organism in Eukaryota, Dinophyceae, Suessiales, Symbiodiniaceae. The record is from the annotation of a GenBank genome assembly.
AUGUCCUGGGACCGGUUCGCUGCCUUGUUACGGGACACCGCAGUCGAAGUCUUAGGUAAGUCACAGGCCGGUAGAGAACUUUUCACCUUAGACGCCGCCAAGGACCACUUUCAGCAAACCAUGUCGAACCCGCUACCGGUCGAACAAGAUUUGAUCUCCAAUUUGCCAACUGUCGCCACGGCCGAUUGGCUCGGCCGCCCGCCUAGCCGACAAGAGACGGAGGAAGCCUUGAGUCAGCUCCGAGAAUGCGCCCGCGCCCUCCACCCGCCCGCUGGCUUGACCUUGGGAUACUUUCCAAAGCGGCAACGCCGUCGGGACAUGCAAACCCAGCAAGUCACCUUAAGUGAUCUCCGCCGCAGGACACUUGGGCUCUUCGUCAUGCCCCUGGUGGUCCCAGGGAGCAACGUCUCGCUAAGGCCCAGGAGAGAGCGCGUGCAGCUUACGGGGCAGACAGACGAGAUCAACGGGCGGCCAGAAAGGCAUUAUCUCAAGAGUUGCAGGGACCGCAACAUCCGCCGCAGCGAGCAAACCCACCUCUGGCCGCAGCUGAUCCCAAGUUUUCUUUCAAGGGAUCUCUUAGUUUGCAUUUGUGCCACCGCCUUUGCCGAUUACCGCAUGCCGCCUGCUUUCUUGCAAGAACUCGCUGCCAACACUCAAAACAGCAGCUCCGAACCUCCCGGUCAACGCCGCCGAUUGGAAACUGGAGCAAUGCCUGUGGGAGCACCAGGCUCAGUCCCCGACGGCUUAGUGCAAGACCUCCUGAGAUUGACGUUAUAUCGCAGCCAAGAUGCGCAAGCUUUGCUCCAUAGCAGUGCUUUGCGUUUCCUUCUCACAACGGAUGAAAGUAGGAACACCAUCGCGGCCUCUAUGAAUGCUUAUAAGGCCAAGCAAGAGGAACAGCGCAACGGGGACAUCCCGGCAGCCCGCCUGGCUGCCCGUGCCAAAGGCGAAGCCUUGGCCCCACACCCGUGGGGCCACAAGAAGUUCUUCAACUUUAUCUUGCUCGUGCGCACCUUCCAAGAGAAAAGUGACAACUGGUCACCCGAACAGACCGCUGCUGCUGACUAUCUCCUUGAGUUGUCUCCAGACACAAUCGACCGAGAGAUCGCUUCAUGCUCUUCGAAAUUCAGCUCGCCCCUGCAGGGGAGGACCUGGAAGUUUAGCCUGAUGCUGACCGCAGCCGUGUCCGAUGAGACUCGCAAUGCCAUCCGUACCUUAUUGCAAGCCAAAUCCAACCACUUGAAGUUCGAACCGAGCCGCGAAGGCCAAUCGCAACUGGAACAGAAAUUGUGGAAGCAACUCACGAAGAAGUGA